CACAGGCAGUCCAAUCACAGUGAACCGGUGCUGAGCUGACCGGAGGAGGGUUGUGAUUUUCGACACUGUGCUCUCUUGCAUUUUAAAUCCCCCAGUCUGUACAAAAGAGCUAACAAGAGGUGGAGGAGGAGGUGGAGGAGGAGAGGGAAGGGCAGCCUCUCUCAACACAGCCGCGUAUUCCACUCAGUUGUAAGCAGGAGGGGAGGAGGAUGCAGGCUUAAAGAGGAGGAAAAGAAAGCAGCACCCUUUCAGACACCUGCUGAGAGCUGCUAGAGGCCUUCCUUGUCUUUGGCCUUUUUAUGCUCCUUGCUUUGAUGCUUUCGUCAUCCUCUCUCAUUUCCUCUUGCCCCUGACCUGUUAUUUGCUGGGACGUGUUUUUCGAACAAAAGCACCUUUUUUUCCCCCUUGUGGUGUUGGUUUUGCAUCAGCUGAGUCAUCAUGUCUGAUCUGACGCCUCAGAGCGAAACCCCCACUCCCAACAACGACAAGAUCACCCAGGCCGCCCGAGAGACCAUUUAUCUGUGCAACUUUCGCGUGUCUGUGGACGGCGAGUGGCUCUGCCUUCGAGAGCUCAACGACAUCUCUCUGACGCCAGAUCCAGAGCCGGCCCAUGAAGAUCCCAAGGAUCCCAUUGCGAUUGAAAGGCUUAACCUGAUGAACAUGGCCAAACUGAGCAUCAAGGGCCUGAUCGAGUCUGCUCUGAACCUCGGACGCACGCUGGACUCCGACUAUGCGCCUCUUCAGCAGUUCUUUGUGGUCAUGGAGCACUGUCUGAAACAUGGCUUGAAAACCAAGAAGACCUUCCUGGGGCAGAACAAGUCGUUCUGGGGGGCGUUGGAGCUGGUGGAGAAGUUGACCCCCGAGGCAGGAGAAAUCACUGCCAGUGUAAAAGACCUGCCUGGCCUCAAGACUCCUCUAGGACGUGGGCGUGCCUGGUUGCGAUUGGCCUUGAUGCAGAAGAAACUCUCUGACUACAUGAAGACCAUCAUCAACAGAAAGGACCUGCUCAGUGAAUUUUAUGAAGCGAAUGCCUUGAUGAUGGAGGAGGAAGGAGCUGUCAUCGCUGGGCUGCUCGUUGGACUAAAUGUCAUUGAUGCUAAUCUGUGUAUGAAGGGAGAGGACCUGGACUCUCAGGUCGGGGUGAUUGAUUUUUCAAUGUACCUCAAAGAUGGAGGACACAGUAGUAAGAGUGCAGAAGGUGACGGUCAGAUCACAGCGAUUCUCGACCAGAAGAAUUAUGUGGAGGAGCUGAACAGACAUUUAAGCGCAUCAGUAAAUAACCUCCAGGCCAAGGUGGACGCUCUGGAGAAGUCUAACACGAAGCUAACCGAAGAGCUCGCCGUGGCAAAUAACAGGAUCAUCACUUUACAAGAAGACGUGGAGAAAGUGAAGGAGGAGAGCUCAUAUCAGCUGGAGUCCAGGAAGGCAUCAAGAAGCGACUCGGCCCCAGACGGACAGGUGCUGGGUGAAACACGCAAGCAGCUCAAAGAGGAAACGUUGCUUCGAUUGGAUGUGGAGAAGGAGCUGGAGGUGCAGAUCGGGAUGAAGCAGGAGAUGGAGCUGUCCAUGAAGAUGCUGGAGAAAGACGUGUGUGAGAAGCAGGACGCGCUGAUGGAGCUGAGACAGCAGCUGGAGGACCUCCGGGUCAUCAACCAGCAGCUGAGCCACAAGUCUCAGAGUGCAGACGCCGGCUCUAAACAGAAGAGUGAAGCCAUCUCUCGCCUGGAGGAGAAGAUAAACCAGAUUUCAGGCACUGUCAAACAGAUGGAGACCAGAUACAAACAGGCUGAGAGAGAGAGGGCUCUGGCUGUAGAGGCCAACCGGCUCUUCAAACAGGAGUUUGGGGACAAAAUCGAGAGUCUGCAGGUAGAGGUGGAGCUGCUGAGGAAGCACAGGGGUUAUCUGGAGGUGGAGCUGAGGAAAGAGCGGGAGUGGCGGAGCGAGCAUCACCAUGGCGACGCUGCGUCCGCACAGCCUGCUGCUCCUCGGAGGGAGAGGAGACUCCCAGAGAACAUACCAAAGCGUCCCUCAGAAGCUCUGUCAGCCAAAAGGGAGAGCGAGCAGUCAGGAGCAGAGGACAAGAGCAGUCUGAGCUCCAGCCUGUCCUCAAGGUCACACCAUGAGGAUGAGCAGGAAGAGUCCUUCGGGGAGAUCAGUCCGCCGUGCAUCUGUAUGAUGUGUGAACAGGAGGACUCCCUCCUGAAGACAAAGAAGCAGUGUAAGAACUGCGGCGGGGUUUUCUGUGAGAGCUGUGUGUCCAACGAGCUGCCGUUACCUUCCUCCAUCCUCCCAGAGACUGUGUGUACCUCCUGCUUCUCUCUGUUGCUCCAACAAUACGCUUCAACACCAACCUGAAACAACUCCGCAUUUUACUACAGGACACCAUGAUCGGACACAUGGAAACCGAGGCAUUCAAUACGAAGCUGGCACUGCAAAAAUGCACUUUUUGACUUUGUGUCCUGAAACAUUAUGAAAAAUCUGAUGGCGUUCCGAAGGAGGUCUGAACUCUAAUGUCCAAACAUGUGCCAAUUAGAGCUGUUUUUUUGGAGGCAGGUUUUUAGUCUUUCAGAUACUGUUGUUAUCUGUUAUUCUUCCUCCAGGAAAACCUGCACUCAAAAAGCUGUCAAAUGGCACCUGGAUUGAAAUGUAUAGAAAAAGUCAACUUGAAUCAUCUCAUCUCGUGCAUGAAAACUGACUCUGCACAAUGUCCACUAAGUGGAUGAUUGAUUAAGAAGGUCAACUGUUAUAUUUAUAUUAAAAGUAAUUAGGUUUUAAAAUACAGGACUUUUUUGUUGCUUUAGUCACAACUGUUCUCCACCGCUCUAAAUCAUAUACAGAUCAGUAAAAGAUCCAGUGGAUUAGAUGAAGCAUGAAGUUUCACACUUUUGACCAAAUACUUUAUGAAACAUUGUAUUUAAAAUGUGUCUAUUUGGAGAAAGCUUUAUUAUCCACUCUAAAAUUGUAUUUAAAGAAAUUCUAAUAAUACAUGCGUCAAGUCUAAUGAGUAAUUGUAAGGCUAGAAAAAAUACAAAUAUUUAAGAUGUAGGCUACUGUAUCACAAUGGCAAAUUUCUAGUCUGUGCCGUGUUUCUUAUCACAAUAUCAUUAUGUGAUGGAGACUUCACACUGCUGUUCAGACUGUAGAGUGGAGUAUGCUGUUUGACAUUUUGGGCAGUGUGCUGAUUCUGUCUUGCAAUGAGUUAAUGACAAAAUCGUUACAACUACAUUCAAUAUAUGAAGCUACAGUCAGCAGCAGGUUAGCUUAGCACAAAGACUAUAAUUGGUAUAUAUUUUUUGUUUUAUAGUACCAAAAAAAGUGUAAAAAUGAUGGUAUGGGGGACUCUUUUUUUUCCUGGCCACAAUAAAUUCCUUUAGUGUUGAAUGUGUUUGUGACUUUUAGAAUUACUGGAAGGCAAACCUUUGGACUGAGUCAGAUAGUCUUUAUGCUCGGCUAAGCUAACAUGCUAGUGGCUGUAGCUUCUUCAGGCAUAAUCGUAUUUCCCAUGAUGCCACACUAAGUUUACAAAGCUGAAUAUUCUUGGUAAAAUAUGUAUUUACUAUUGUGUUCAGUAUUAGGAGUGGCAUUAACACGUUUUCUUAAAGACCCUGGUUUUUCUCAAACAGUUCUGCAGUUGAGGUUGUUUUCUGGAUAAUGUACCUUUCUUUUCUGGACAUCUAAACAUAUUACGGCACUUUUAAAAGCAUGGCUCUGGCUGUACUGAAUAGGGCUUAUAGCUGCAACAGCUUUUUUAUGUUUUGAUUUAUAUGAAGAAAAAUUAGAAGCUCAGUAAAACGGCUUAUUGUUCUUGUUGAAGCUCUUUAAACCAUGAGAUGGAAAUGCGUGUUAGAUGAUCAACAAUAAACUUUUAUUAAAUGUUA
Molecule: messenger RNA, 3878 nt
Organism: Gymnodraco acuticeps
Lineage: Eukaryota; Metazoa; Chordata; Actinopteri; Perciformes; Bathydraconidae
Gene: rufy3
Product: RUN and FYVE domain containing 3
Exons: 18
Coding region: 439-2355 (638 amino acids)
Biological process (GO): regulation of axonogenesis
Cellular component (GO): cytoplasm
Molecular function (GO): metal ion binding
Source: RefSeq, a predicted model, not a curated record